GAAAAGCAGCCAGGUUGGGCCCGGAUUUUCCUUUUCCGGUUGCGGCGCCGCACGGUGAGGAGCUCCUCUGAACGCUCGCAGCCAUGCCGUCCAAGGGCCCUCUGCAGUCGGUGCAGGUCUUCGGACGCAAGAAGACGGCCACGGCCGUGGCGCACUGCAAACGAGGUAACGGCCUCAUCAAGGUGAACGGGCGACCCCUGGAGAUGAUCGAACCUCGCACGCUGCAGUACAAGCUACUGGAACCUGUUCUGCUUCUGGGCAAGGAGCGAUUUGCUGGUGUUGACAUCCGUGUCCGAGUGAAGGGUGGUGGUCACGUAGCUCAGAUUUAUGCAAUCCGCCAGUCCAUCUCCAAAGCCUUGGUGGCCUAUUACCAGAAAUACGUGGAUGAGGCUUCCAAGAAGGAGAUCAAAGACAUCCUCAUCCAGUAUGACCGGACCCUGCUGGUAGCAGAUCCCCGUCGCUGCGAAUCCAAAAAGUUUGGAGGUCCUGGUGCCCGUGCUCGCUACCAGAAAUCCUACCGAUAAGCCCAUCGUAAAGAUCAGGGUUCAACUUUAUAAUAAAAAUGUUACGGGAUUUAAGGUUUCAAG
Messenger RNA from Lipotes vexillifer (Yangtze River dolphin), 587 nucleotides. It is a transcript of the gene RPS16, whose product is annotated as ribosomal protein S16. Gene Ontology annotation, cellular component: ribosome; cytosolic small ribosomal subunit. The record is from RefSeq and is a predicted model, not a curated record. Gene Ontology annotation, biological process: maturation of SSU-rRNA from tricistronic rRNA transcript (SSU-rRNA, 5.8S rRNA, LSU-rRNA); translation. Lineage: Eukaryota; Metazoa; Chordata; Mammalia; Artiodactyla; Lipotidae. The transcript has 5 exons. Bases 84 to 524 code for a protein of 146 amino acids. Gene Ontology annotation, molecular function: RNA binding; structural constituent of ribosome.